Durusdinium trenchii is the source of this 930-nucleotide messenger RNA. The record is from the annotation of a GenBank genome assembly. NCBI's taxonomy places the organism in Eukaryota, Dinophyceae, Suessiales, Symbiodiniaceae.
AUGGAGCCUCCAAGCCCUCCGCCAGAGGUGCCAUUACCACCACCUCCGCGACCGCCGCCGAAUACAGAAGAAGCGGUGGUGCGGGUGCAGCGCUGGUAUCGUGCUCAGGCACGUCGCCGGCGCUUCAUGAUCAUCAUAAACCGUGCCCGGCGAAGGAGAAAGUAUUUGGAGGAGCGGCGCCGGGUGGCCCAACGUGUUUAUUCAACGGAGGCGGCUGUGGAAGAGAUGAAGGCUCGCUUGGCCAUGCCCUAUGGACACCGGCUCGUAGGGCGCUACUCGGAGGCACGUGAUGCUGAAGCUGCCACUCGCGUGCAGACGCUAUGGCGCUCUGUGCGUGCCAAGAAGAAGCUUGUGAAGCUCAUUGGUGAACAGCAGCAACAGGAGGCCGCUCGGCGUUUGCAGGCUUUUGCUCGCCGAAGGUGGCAACGAAGGCGACAAUCCCCUUUGGUACAGUCUGCUGUGGCGAACCCUUUCUGGAGGCCUAUUCAGGAAGACAGAGUGAAGCAACAUGAAAGUGAAGUUGUCAGGAAGAGGAAGGAGUGGAGCUCGCUCACAGGCCAUGGCCUGACUGAGUCGCAAUUGAAGCUGCAGGCAGAGGAGAAAUACACUGAAUUCCUAGAUGGUGCCGGCCGGUGGCGCUAUGAUGUCUGGCGAAGCCUCAUGGAAUGUGACCAAACUCGACGCAUGAUGGAGGUGCUUGCUCGUGCUGAAGGCAGGGGCUUCGAAUCUCCGACUUACGGAAUUUGCAGCGCCUUCCUUCUGAAGGAAGCCAAAGAAAAGCACGCCCAGCGAACCUCUAACAUGGUCCAAAGCCAAUUGAAGGGUCUUUCAAUUUGCGCCGAGUCAGCCACCGAAGAGAAGGAGGCCGACUUGCUAUUGCAUGGGCUGGAAGCGGAACUUGGGUACGACUUUUCCAUGCCCGAUGUUUGA